Limulus polyphemus (Atlantic horseshoe crab) is the source of this 4855-nucleotide messenger RNA. Its product is annotated as ABC transporter G family member 9-like. Gene Ontology annotation, cellular component: plasma membrane. The record is from RefSeq and is a predicted model, not a curated record. The transcript has 11 exons. Gene Ontology annotation, molecular function: ATP binding; ATP hydrolysis activity; ABC-type transporter activity. Lineage: Eukaryota; Metazoa; Arthropoda; Merostomata; Xiphosura; Limulidae. The annotation marks the transcript as partial.
UUAUCGGAGACAUGAUGAGGCGAGGACUCUCGGGAGGCGAAAAGAAAAGAGCAAACAUCGCCAGCGAGCUCCUAACCAACCCCACCACAAUGUUGCUUGAUGAGCCCACAUCAGGGUUAGACUCCAGCACAGCUUUCUCUCUCAUGACCACAUUAAAGAACUAUGCUGAAAAAGAAAACAAGACAGUCGUAAUCACUGUCCACCAACCUUCCAGUCAGAUUUUUCACAUGUUUGACCGGUUACUUCUGCUUUGUAAUGGACAGGUAUCAACUCCUUAUAAGCCUGUUGACUUUAAUAUGGAGCAAGUUAAAAAGGGUCCAGAGGUUCAAGAAAAAAUAAUUGCAGCAGCUUGUGAAACUGGGAAGAACCUAAGGUUUUCCAAUGAAAGGAUACGCUUAACAAGGAAAGAAGAUGAAACAACUAACACACCAGUGUCUACUUUAGAAUGUCCAAAAUGUAAUAAGCAGAUAUGGGAAAACGUUUCACACUGUGAGCCAUCACAACAUAAUCCCAGGAGCAUCAAGGAAACUUCUCAUCCUACCUACAUGUGGAACAUAGCUCCUCCAUGCAAACACAACCAGGCCAGACCAGUGGAGCUGAGGGUCGUGAUUGAUGAAGACAGAAAGUUGCAAACUGUUUAUCAUAAAUUAGCAUCUCAGGAAGAUUCUGAUUCAGGCAGGUCGUCAUGUUCUGAAGUAACCAGCUGUAAGUUCAGUAGUCAAGAUGAUCUGCAGGAAGAAGAAAAAUGGCCAACAUCUUUUUCAACACAACUAAAAGUUCUCACUCAGAGAAAUUUCAUUGAAGCCCGAAGCCGUAUGUUGUCCAAACUUAAUUGGGUUCAGACUGUAGGCCUUGGAUUGGUUUGUGGCCUUAUCUGGUUCCAAAUCCAGAGGACAGAGUCUACACUCUCAGACAUUCGUGGCUGGAUGUUUUUUAGCAUGACAUAUUGGAUGUUGUUUACACUAUUUGGAGCUUUGAUUUCGUUUCCACCAGAACGGGAAGUUAUAAACAAAGAGCGAGCAUCAGGAGCUUACAGGCUAUCGGCUUACUACCUGGCCAAAAUGAUCGGAGAGUUACCUCUGACGUUAACAUUACCGACUGUCUUUCAUUUUAUAUCGUAUCCUAUGUUGGGCAUCUACAGCACCAAGACCUUCCUGUGCCUCUGGGGUUUCCUUAUUCUCAACACCAUUGUUGCUCAGGUUGGUAACCAUGUACAGAACAGCACCCUUACUAGUGACACAAUUUCUGCACUCUAUUCUCUGUCAACCAUGUUGUUUGGUGGCUAUUACUCUUCUUCCAUUCCAUCGUGGCUUCAGUGGCUCAAAUUUCUUUCAAUUGUGCAUUACGCUUUCCAGAACAUGCAGCUAGUAGAAUUUACUGGAGGUCCACCCAUUUGGUGUUCAACAACUAAUUCUCAGUUUGAAGUGUGUCGUUCUGGUAGUUCACCUUCCAUUCCAGUAGAAGAUAUCAUUGGUCAGCAAAGAUACCUGCUCCCACUCUGGGCCAAUACUGUUAUUCUGGUGCUCUUUUUGGCUGUGUUUCGACUGAUGGGCUAUUUGGUACUUAGGUUCAUUCGUAAACCAAAGUAAUUAUUGUGCAUUUAUGGAACUUAUCAGCAUAUAAAGAUUGAACCUAAAGAAAGUACCAAAACAUGAACUGAGAUCUAGAAAGUUUGAUAACUAUUCAAGAAUUGGUUAAGGCUCUGAAAAAAAAAAAAGACUCCAGAAGAUUAAAUUGUAAAUAAAUUGUCUCGUAUAUUCAAGUGCCAAAACAAGGGCACUUUCUUGUCCUUGAUCCCUACAGGGUACUACAUUCAAGCUUUGGAGCAUAAGGAUCCAGCUGAUACAGAGGUGGGGAUUAUUUCAUGUCAGAAGCAAGUAGUCUGUGAUUUAAUUAUAAUAACUAUGUGGGGGGAGGGGGUAAAGACACACCCAAGUGAUACUUAUAAUGCAUAAUCAAAUUUACGUCAAAAAUACGAUGCUCAAAAGAAUUCCAGGAUAGUUGUAGUUUGCCAUACUCAAAAAUAAAACAGAUGACCAGUCAUGUGAUCUGAUAUGGGCAUUCUAGUGGUAAACAAAAGUGAAGGAAAGAGCAUGUCUUCUCAAAUAGCAGUUUGAACAAUAACAAUGUGUGUAAAGAGAUCCAACUUGAAAGUGAAACAUGCCAGGACUUCACAGAAGUUUGUACGCUUUCAUGAUGUGAAGAGCAAUAGGUUGACUAGAAGUUAGUCAAACAAAACAAGUUGUGACUGCAAGUCUGAUAAAAUAUGGUUAGCAGUAUGUGGUCUUACUAUCAGCCUACCAAAACAACUGGCUGAAGACCUGGACAGGGUUGACCAUUGUUUGAUAUUGAGGACUUAAUGCAACCAGCAGACCAAAGCUUACGAACUGAAUCAACAGGUCAGUAUGGUAACUAAAUAAAAGUUAGCACACAAAUGAUUAGGAGUAAGCUUCAUAAUGUUAGCCCUUAUAUCAGAUGACCCAUUUCUCUAACAGUAGUGUUGAUUGAAUGGCAUGAAGGUUCAUGUUCUUGUCAAAUUAAUGAAGACGAAUAUAUCUUCACAUAGCAGCCAAGAUGUCUGUAUUUUUACCAGACCCAAACAAAUAUGGUAGCGGUGCUAUACGGGUCUCGACAAGAUUAAUUAGUGUUUAUGGCCACACUAGCCUUUAUGUGCUACGAUUGCCAUAUGAUAUUGCGAUUGUCUUACAACUGUUAGUGUUCCAGAACUUUCUUCUGAUGUAUGCUAUCCUCACAUAGUUAGCAACUUCUGGAAGAAAAUCACAUCGAAGAAUGACCUGGCCAGCACACUCACCAGACUUGAUUUAACCUAUAAGGGGCAUUUGUUGACAAAUGUGAAGCACCUCUGGUGGCCACGUUAUCCAAGCAGCUCGUUGAAUCACUCAUUUUAAGCGUGCUAUGUUGUUAUAUGUCUUAGGUAGUUAACAAACAUUUCCUGAUUACUUAUUGGAUUACAAAGUCUAUAAUAUCAAAUAAGUACAUGAACCCCAGUUGUAAAAAUUUGCAUCUCAGGUCACAUGACACAUUUUGCAUAAAUAUUAACUCUGAGGGGGGGGGCAUUAUUUAAAAGAAUUAAUACAAGUAUGUGUAUUAGGAAAAGAAUAAAAUGCAUUGAUAGUUAGGUAAAGUAAACCUGUCGGAUGUUCGUCAACUAUAAAUGUCAUUAUGAACUGUAUAAGCUAUAGUAAUAUUACAGACUUCUGAUACCGAUAUGACCAGACUAUAUUGUUAACUGCAACUAGAACUAAAUAGGUAUAUAUUUUUACAUCUGUAAAACAAUUUGAGAAAAAAAAAAUACACUUAUAUUAAUUUCUUGGUGAUUUUUCUGAGAAUGUAUUAUGAUCUCUUGUGUAUGUAAAGUAUGUUUUCAGAGAAAUGUUUGGAUACCUAGUCAAAAAGGAGUUCUCACGGUCCUAGGCUCAAACUUUCAGCAUUAGUACAUUAUUAUAAGCUGAGACAGGUUGGUUAAUAAUUAAAAACCACUCAGGUUAAGACAGAUUGGUUAACCCUGUCCUGUGCAUCAAGUGUGAUUCAUAGAACAUAAUGAUAAAGCUCUUGAGUAUCAUGUGAUACAUGACCACAUUUAUUUGAUAUGUGGCUGAUGCUCGUAAAUGUGGCAAUAGGAGCUGGUUGUUUUGGUUCAAAGUACAAUCACACGUGAAUGAUGUUGUGAAAAUAUAAACUUGGAUAAAUACAACCAAUUAUGGUAUUAAUUGUUUCACUGAUACCUACUUGGGUAAGUAGUCAAACAAGCUUAUCCAGAAAAACAAUUAAAUCACCUAAAACAAGGAAAGGGUUAAAAUGUUAAGAAUUAAAACAAACUUGGGUUACGUAAAUGACCAGUUGAGGAUUUACAUUGGUAACACUAGAAACUUAACCUGAUCAUAUACUAACAGUCUGUUUAUACCUAUGUAAGUUAUUGACCAGGUACGAGAAAACCUAAGUAAGCCAAACGUGUAUUAUUCCGAGGAUUUAAUCAUGCACAAAUAUUAUUUAAAUUAUUAUGAGACAAAAGGCUGUGUGUGUCUACUAAUAACUGAUUGGCACAUCUCCUCAGAGUCCCCAGAGGAGUGAAAUGGGGGGGGGGGGGGUAGCUUUUCGAUCCGACCCCCUAUGUUCAUUGAAUGGGUAUGUUGACUAGCAACUAAUAUGAAUAUUUUCAAAGAACCUGUGAUUUUUAGUUACAACUGUAGCUUACCUUACCCAUUGGGGGAGGAGAUACAGUUGGUACUUUUUUACAUAAAAUCUGGAGUAGUUUUUAGUCAAAUGUUUUUUGUGUGAUUAAGUUUUAAAAACUGAGCCUUUAAUAUUUGUCAAGAGGAAAAACGUUUAUUAUCUCACAACUUAUAUAUGUCCAAGAGAGAUAUUUAAAAAAAAUCAUAAAUCAACAGUUGCAGUUCAUUUAAUAAACCCAACUGUUAUCAAUAUUAUCUGGAGUAUAUAACCUUCCUCAUCAUCAUCUUCUCGGUCACUUUUAUAACUCAAGAGUUAAAACAUGGCCAGUUCUGUAUUGUUCAUAUAUACAUUUUACAAGUUUUUAUUUCAUUCCAUGGCCAAAGUAGAUCAAAGACAUUAGCCAACUGAAAUGAGACAAUCGUGUGUUGUAACAAACACCCACCAGAGGGGUAAUUAAUAGAUGGUUUAUUAUAAAUAAAAGCUAUUCUUGAGUCAGGAAGAAUGGAACUGGCAACUUUAUGACUGAGUAUGUUGACAACAUGUUUUCAUGUAUGUGUGUAUAUAUAGAUACUGGUUUAUUGUUUAAUUUAUUGUACACAAGUUUCCAUAUUGUAUGUGUGGACAGCAUUCUGAAGUAUUAAACAAAACCUUAUUAAAACAA